Neurospora crassa OR74A is the source of this 2359-nucleotide messenger RNA. RefSeq names its product ribose-phosphate pyrophosphokinase. NCBI's taxonomy places the organism in Eukaryota, Fungi, Ascomycota, Sordariomycetes, Sordariales, Sordariaceae. The transcript is spliced from 2 exons. Bases 97 to 1554 code for a protein of 485 amino acids. The record is from RefSeq and is a predicted model, not a curated record. Gene Ontology annotation, molecular function: ribose phosphate diphosphokinase activity; magnesium ion binding. Gene Ontology annotation, biological process: 5-phosphoribose 1-diphosphate biosynthetic process; ribonucleoside monophosphate biosynthetic process; purine nucleotide biosynthetic process. Gene Ontology annotation, cellular component: ribose phosphate diphosphokinase complex; cytoplasm.
AGAAACUGGAUUUCCUCCCUUCAAAUCCCGCUCCCGAACUUUUCUUCCCCCGAACUCACCAACACUCUUUUUCUUUUCUUUUUUUUCCUUUUCAGAAUGCGCGGCACCCUCAUCUUUUCGGGCAGCUCGUGCCCGGCCCUCACCGGCAAAGUAUGCGAGAACCUGGGCAUGACGCCAGCUGAUGCUGAGCUCACCCAGUUUUCCAAUGGAGAGACGAGCGUGCGCAUCCUCACCAGCGUCCGCGAGAAGGAUGUCUUUGUCGUUCAGUCGGGCAGCCCCAAGAUCAACGACACCAUCAUGGAGCUGCUCAUCAUGAUCUCUGCUUGCAAGGGAGGCUCUGCCAGCAAGAUCACUGCCGUCCUGCCAUACUUCCCCUACAGUCGCCAGUCCAAGAAGAAGUCGCACCGCGGAGCCAUCACUGCGAGAAUGCUUGCCAAUCUGCUUGGCGUUGCUGGUGUUAAGCACAUCAUCACGGUCGAUUUGCACGCUUCCCAGAUGCAGGGCUUCUUCAAGUGCCCCGUCGACAACCUCCAUGCCGAGCCUCUCAUUGCCCGCUGGAUCAGGCAAAACGUCCCCGACUGGAAAGAGGCUGUCGUCGUGUCCAAGAACGCCGGUGGCACCAAGCGCGUCACGUCGCUUGCCGACGCUCUCAAGCUGAACUUCGGCAUGGUCACCACCGACAAGAAGAGAGGCAAUGGCAACAUGACUGGCAGCAUGCUUCUCAACCCCAUUGAUGCUGUCUUGGACCCCAUCGGCGAGCAGGUCAACGAGGCAGUUGAGCAUGAGGAGCCCUCAGUCAGCAACAUUACCCAGCCUAUUGCAGGCACUACAAGCCCCGCGCGCCGUCCCAACGGAUCGUCCAUGCACAGCGCCAAGUCUUUGCCGUCUCGCCUGCGUUCUUCGACCUCGGCUUUGGACGGUGUUGACGAGGAAGGCGAGGACGGCGUCGAGUACAAUGACCAGCGUGCGCACGAGGUCACUCAGGCUCGUCUUGUCCAAGGCCACAUCGUUCCGGAUGACUUUGAGUCGCCGGCCGUCUCUGCAGCCACCAGUGUCGCUGGAGAUGACCCGAUGACCAUGUCGCACGCUUCGUCGUUUUUCGCUCCUCAGCACCACGCCGCCCUUGGUGGCUCGGGUGAUGCAGCUGAAAGUUCGGAUGAGGAAGAGGAGAUCCUGAAGGACCCCAAGGUGGAGCACAUGGUCACCCUUGUCGGAGACGUCAAGAACCGCACCGUCUUUAUUGUUGACGACAUGAUCGACAAGCCUGGUUCUUGGAUCGCUGCUGCCGAGACGGUGGUCAAGCGCGGUCUGGCCAAGAAGGUCUACUGCAUUGCCACCCAUGCCGUCUUUGGUGCUGACUGCCUGGAGCAGUUGCAGGAUUGUGACUGCAUUGAUCACAUUCUCGUGACAAACAGCUACCCCAUUCCGGAGGAGAAGGCUCGCAACGCCAGCAAACUGACCGUACUUGACUUGUCGUAUCUCCUUGCGGAAGCAAUUCGUCGGAACCACUAUGGCGAGUCGAUCUCGCCUUUGUUCCAGCACAUAAUGGAGUAAUAUCGCAUGGCCAUGUUUUUUUUUUUUUUUUUUUUUGGUUUUUCCAUGACGCAUCACAGAGGCUUUAUAGGGCAUUGAGUUGCACCUUGUUUACGAAAGCACAUUAUCAUCAGGUAUGUUGGGAGACUCGGAUUACAAGCGUGGCGUUAGAGUGAUUUUAGGUAUCGCAAGACCACUUGUCGUCUUGACAUUUCGGAGCGGGAAAAGCGUCUUUGGAGACCUUUUGGAACGAGCAGUCAGAUACCCCAAUUGACAUCAUAUGCUCGGUUGUUGUGUGGUUCGCCGCGCAGCUUGUUCUUUCCCUCUCCCUCUUUUCUGUUCGUUCCUUGCUUACCACUAUUCUACCUCGCCUUGCUUGACGUCAGUCAGCAGAAACGAGUCAUCAUUUCCUCCUUCCUUCCCUUGCCCUCAAAAUCACAAAAUCCAGCGAUGCUUUCACUCGAGAAAGCCGGAGUCGAUUUCCAUCCCAGGAACGGUUCUGAACGGAGCGUUGGUAGAAAGAAUUUCCAUUAUAGAAGGCUCGUUGUUCCGACUCGUUUUACGAGUUGACUUCCGCAAGGUUGGUGGGCAAUGAUGCAAGAGAACCCUUGGGAACAUUUUCAUGUAAACGUACUUGUUUCAGCAAGUGUAGUAGGAGUGAUCUCUCGCUCAGUUGGUCCGCGUAAAAGCUUUCGUGGGCGGUUAUUUGACCACGAAGCCUGGCGGACUGUGCUGAUGUUUCACACAUCGUAGGACACAUGUCGUCUGAAGACUCAGUCAGUAUCGAGCAUUCAGUAUAGCACAAAGAAAUACAAAACAUCUCAAC